Betta splendens (Siamese fighting fish) is the source of this 1075-nucleotide messenger RNA. RefSeq names its product NADH:ubiquinone oxidoreductase core subunit S8a (gene ndufs8a). The record is from RefSeq and is a predicted model, not a curated record. Gene Ontology annotation, molecular function: 4 iron, 4 sulfur cluster binding; NADH dehydrogenase activity. Gene Ontology annotation, cellular component: membrane. Gene Ontology annotation, biological process: mitochondrial electron transport, NADH to ubiquinone; mitochondrial respiratory chain complex I assembly. Bases 121 to 753 code for a protein of 210 amino acids. The transcript has 8 exons. Lineage: Eukaryota; Metazoa; Chordata; Actinopteri; Anabantiformes; Osphronemidae.
AAAAAAGCACAUUUACGUCAUCACGUUAUGUGACUUCCGGUGCACGCACGGUCCGUUCCGUAAAGCGUCCGCUGUUCUGGUUCAGAAGGCCAAAUAGCGACAUUUCGUUUCAAUCACGUGAUGGCCGCAACGUUCCGUUUACUGUACUCUGUGUCGAGGCCAGGCACUUUUGUGGCCAGACAGAAUAUAGUGAGGUCCAUCAGCGUCUCUGCACAAAGGGAGGGAUUCAAGUAUGUGAACGCCCAGGAGCUCCCGACAGACAUGAAGUCCAUCACAGAUCGAGCUGCACAGACGUUGCUCUGGACAGAACUCUUCAGAGGUCUGGGCAUGACGAUGAGCUACCUGUUCAGAGAGCCGGCCACCAUCAACUAUCCGUUUGAGAAGGGACCUCUGUCUCCUCGUUUCAGAGGAGAACACGCCCUGCGCAGGUAUCCCUCAGGGGAGGAGCGCUGUAUCGCCUGCAAGUUGUGUGAAGCAAUUUGCCCUGCCCAGGCUAUCACCAUUGAAGCGGAGACUCGCUCUGACGGCAGCAGGAGAACAACUCGCUACGACAUCGACAUGACCAAGUGCAUCUACUGUGGCUUCUGUCAGGAGGCUUGUCCAGUAGAUGCUAUUGUAGAGGGUCCCAACUUUGAGUUUUCCACUGAAACCCACGAAGAGCUGCUCUACAACAAGGAGAAGCUGCUCAACAAUGGAGACAAGUGGGAGGCAGAGAUCGCUGCCAACAUACAGGCUGAUUACCUUUAUCGAUAGACAGAUUCAUACAUCUGUACAUUCUGUAAAGAGACGGACUCAGAUAUAAUGGAUGUAUGUCACCAUAUUUCCUCAGAUGUCACCCCCUCUGAUAUAAAUAUAUUCAGUUGAUAUGUUUCUGAUAUUCACAUUUGUCCAGAAAACAUAUUUAUUACAGAGCCUGUUGAGGUAACUGGACCAGUGGUGUGUGAUCAUGUGCAGACUGAGUCAUGCUGUGACCAGUAACAGACUUGGUUUUCUUCUGACACCCCACAACAGUGGACAUGACCUAUUGUUAUCCUCUUGGUUUCUCCUGGCUUACAAUAAAACCUUGUCAGCUGCA